Nicotiana tabacum (common tobacco) is the source of this 663-nucleotide messenger RNA. The record is from RefSeq and is a predicted model, not a curated record. Lineage: Eukaryota; Viridiplantae; Streptophyta; Magnoliopsida; Solanales; Solanaceae.
AUGGGGCUAUCUAUUUGCAGCAUUGACUGUCACAGGUACUCUCUUGGAAAUAACUCCUCCAUUACACCAUUUCAUCUCUUUUUAGCAGCUGCUGGUUCCAAUAAAUGUGGUAGAGCCUUUUGGAGUUAUUUCUGGACUUCAGAUGGCUGCCUUUAUGCACUUUUUAGACCAGUAACAUCAGGAUACUUGUUUGAGCUUCCUGAUACAGUCAGAACAAUUUCGAAAGUCUGCAAUGAAGCCUGCAAGUGUGGAGCAUUAGUUGCCAUCACAGCAUCAGAUGUAUCCUGCAUUGAGAGACAUUAUGAAUAUGAUGAUUACUGGGAAAUCAUGGAAAAUUAUGCAGAUAUAGUAUUUGCGAACAGUGAAGAAGCAAGAGCUAAAAUUCCAUUUCUGCUACAAGGUUCUUACAUUGGUGUGAAGGGGGAGGCUAUCUAUAUUCCUGUCACCAUGCCUGUAGAUACUUGUGGUGCAGGGGAUGCUUAUCCAUCAGGUAUUUUUUUCAGAAUAUUGAGGGUGUCUCAUUUGAAAAGCAGGGGUUCCGUAGCAGCUAAGGUUGCACCUGUAGUGGUAGGGCAACAAGGUACUAGGCAUAAGAUACGAGAUGCAAUUGGGUUGGCAGAAGUCAUUUUCAUCCCAUUGCAGGGACCUAAUUUUUUGGUCUGA